CGGCGCGGGGCGGGGCGGGGCGGGCCGGGCAUGGCGGCGGCAGGGCUGGCCGGGCUGUUCGCCGUGUACAAACCGGCGGGGGUGGCGUGGGGCCGCGUCCGGGAGGCGGUGGAGACGCGGCUGCUGCGCGAGCUGAACGCGGCGCCGGGACGCGCCCCGAGACAGCGAAUCCGAUUCCUACCGGCCCCGGCCCCGGCCCCGGCCCCGGCCCCGGCCCCGGCCCCGGCCCCGGGCGGCGGCGGGGCCGUGGAGCUGGUGCCUGCCAGGGUGCCGGUGCUGGCCGACCACCCUCUCGUCCGAGGUCCGCGGUUCAGGAAGCUGAAGAUCGGAGCAGGUCACCGGCUGGAUGUGAAGGCCUCGGGAGUCUUCGUGCUUGGCAUCGGCCACGGGAACAAGCUGCUCACUGACCUGUACAACUGCCACCUGACCAAGGUUUAUACUGUUGGUGGGCUUUUUGGUAAAGCCACUGAUGACUUCUCAGACACAGGGAAUUUAGUAGAGAAGACAACAUUUGAUCAUAUCACAAGGGAGAAGCUGGAGCGGAUUCUCGCUGUCAUUCAAGGGACAAACCAAAAGGCCCUGCUGAUGUAUUCUAACAUUGAUAUGAAAACACAAGAGGCAUACGAGCUGGCUGUCAAAGGGUUGAUUCGCCCCAUGGGAAAAAGCCCCCCGAUAAUCACAGCAAUCCGAUGCCUCCAGUUUGCACUUCCAGAAUUCCAGCUAGAAAUCCAUUGCUUGCAUGAGACUCAGCAGUUCCUCCGGAGGAUGGUUCAUGAGAUUGGUCUGGAGCUGAAAUCAUCUGCUGUGUGCACACAAGUGCGGAGAAUACGCGACGGCGUUUUCACGGUGGACGACGCUCUCCCGAGAACCCAGUGGAACCUGCAGAGCAUCCAGGAGGCGAUUCGGAACUGUCAGCUCAAAGUGGAGACAGAGCUGGAGAAAACACUGGGACCUGGGGGGAACAGUCCUCUUCAUCAGCUGGAUGGGGACACAGCUGAGCAUGGUCUGCAGGAACGUCCAUCAGCAAUCCCUGCAGCACAAUACGGCGGCGAUGUGCCAGCAACGUGAUGGACAGCAGAAGGAAAGAGGUUAAUGGCAGUUCACUUCCACCCUUUCCUUGAGAUGACUUUUAUCACAGGCUUGGUUGGGUUUUUUUUUGGUUUUUUUUCCCAGUGACAGGCUGUAUCUUUUUUUUUUUAAAGCAUCACAAACAGUUCAUUAACAGGAGGUAGCUGUGCCAAAAUUCCUGUUGAUUUUAAGAACAUUGGGUUGCUAAGGGAUAUAAAAACCCUUUCCCGAAUUGUUUAGCAGCAGGAAGUAUUGUCUUAGAAAGCUGUAUUCCCUUGGCUGCACAGAUUUGUUCCUUGCAGCUGGCAGCACAACUUAUCUGCUGUAUGGAUUUUAUUUUCCCUGUGUUCUCCUGGAGUAUUUUCUUUCCAUUAGCCCUGCUCUCAGACACAUGAGAGCACAAAACUGGGCUAAAGGAGGGAUGUGCAGGAAAAAACACAGCUUACCCAAAGCAAUGCAAGGAAAUGGCUUUAUCCAGAGUAGGCAUGUGGUGAAAAGUGGCUUGUAAUGGGGACUAAUGCACAGGAUACACAAAAAAUAAAACAGAAAAUGACCC
Molecule: messenger RNA, 1624 nt
Organism: Hirundo rustica (Barn swallow)
Lineage: Eukaryota; Metazoa; Chordata; Aves; Passeriformes; Hirundinidae
Gene: TRUB2
Product: TruB pseudouridine synthase family member 2
Exons: 8
Coding region: 31-1068 (345 amino acids)
Biological process (GO): pseudouridine synthesis; RNA processing
Molecular function (GO): RNA binding; pseudouridine synthase activity
Source: RefSeq, a predicted model, not a curated record